Messenger RNA from Magallana angulata, 867 nucleotides. Its product is annotated as peptidase inhibitor 15-A-like. The record is from RefSeq and is a predicted model, not a curated record. The transcript is spliced from 6 exons. Bases 2 to 709 code for a protein of 235 amino acids. NCBI's taxonomy places the organism in Eukaryota, Metazoa, Mollusca, Bivalvia, Ostreida, Ostreidae.
GAUGUCGACAAUGUUUGGACUGCUCAUAGCUGCGUUUUUGAUAGUGACCACAGUCAACGGCAAAUCCGUUGCCAUUGGUCGGUACAAGCAGCAACUCCUCGAUGUACACAACGCCUACCGAGGAAUGCAAGGGGCAGCCGACAUGCAUGCUCUAGUGUGGGAUGACCAGCUCAGCAGCGAAGCUGCAAACUGGAUAAAAAGUUGUAAAUUCGAACACCAGAUGAAGGGAAGAGGGGAAAAUUUGGCCUUUGAUACGAAUCCCAGGAAAGACGAAGAAUUGAUAAAUAGUUCCAUGAAGGCUUGGUAUGACGAAAUCAAGGAUUAUAACUACGCCAGGAAACAAUGCGGAAGGAGCUGCCAUUACACACAGAUUGUCUGGGCUAAAACGAGAAAGGUUGGAUGUGCCAUUGAGAAAUGUGACUACCUAUACGGCUUUGGGCGCCCAAUAAAGGAUGCGUGGUAUCUGGCCUGCUUCUAUGAUCCAAAGGGCAACUAUAUAUCUGAAUAUCCUUACACCAAAGGUCCGGCUUGUUCCAAGUGUCUGCAGAAACAGUCCUGUGAAAAUAACCUAUGUACAGGCGAGGGGGUCGAGGUGUGUGAGAACCUAGAUGAUGAUUGUGAAUAUUGGUCCUCGGCUGGAGAAUGCCAAAAUAACCCCAACUUCAUGUUAAAGAAAUGCAGAAAGGCUUGUGGUGUUUGUCAAGGAUGAAGACAGGACAUCGUUUUUACUGCCACGGAUAUGAACACGGACCACGUGACUUGAGAUUUUUCAUUAUCAACAGCAGCACGUCGGAGAUGAAAAGCCGUACUUCUAUCGCUUUAUUUACUUAUUUGCAAGAUUUUUUUGUCUUUAUUAAAGCAAUUCAA